Molecule: messenger RNA, 7044 nt
Organism: Prorocentrum cordatum
Lineage: Eukaryota; Dinophyceae; Prorocentrales; Prorocentraceae
Source: the annotation of a GenBank genome assembly
AUGCCGCCGAGCAGCGCGGCCAGCGGCUCUGGCGAGCCAGGCUCGCGGCCGCCAGUCAAGUACGGAAUGCACCAGUACGCUGGCGAGGAGGGCGAGGGCUGCCCCAGGAGGCGCCGCGGUGCCCAGGAGGCAAAGCUGCCGCUGCAGGAACCGGAGGAGGAUGGCGAGGAACAGAGGCGAGGCAAUGAGAGCAAGGAGGCAAAGCAGUCGAAGAAGACGAAGAAAGGAGAAAAGGAGGGAGAGGUUGCGCGGGAUACUAAGAAGGCACGGAAGCAAGACAAGGAGAAGAAGGAUAAGGAUGGCCAGAGGGGCCUCCCUGGCGAGCGGCGUGAGGAGGCCAAGGAGGACACGGCCUCCAAGGCACCCCAUGAGGAGGGGCAGCGCGAAGUUGGAGGCAAGACGGAUGAUGGCCAGAGCUCGCACGGGGGAGCCCAGCAGUUCCCAGCGAUGGGUAGCAAGGAUGCGCCCGCCGCCCCGAAGCCCUCGUGGACGCCCCCGCCACAGGUCGGCGACCGCUUGGCCGCGCAGUCGAGCGAGGCCGCCGCAGUCGCGCCGGCGCCAGCGCAGGAUGGCGUCGCCAUCGUUUCCGAGGAUGCCGUGGAUGGCUUGCUGGCAUUAUCGCCGCCCUGCGAGGCAGAGGCCUUGGGCGCGAUGUGCGCGAGUGACGUCCCAGACUACAUCGAGAGCUCCAGCAGGGCCCACGGGUGCAUGCACUACGGCCCCGGCGCAUUCAGCCAGCACCCCAUCGGCGCUUCGAGCGAAGAGGGCGGCGAGGCGUCGCUGGGGGCCAGCGCGCUGCAGAUGGGGGGCGCGCUGCCCUUGCCUGGCGGCUGCGCCUUGUCGGACGACGGCGACGAGGUCGGCGCGGGGGGCCGGGGCAGCGCAGCGAUAGAGAGUGUUGCGAUCGUGCACAUGCGUUGCAGUGAUGAUUUCAAGUUCGAGUGGCCGCGCGAGGGAGGGCAGGUCUCGAGCGCCCCGGAGGUGGUCAGCGUCGCAGCCCCCGCCGAGACCCCCGCCGAGGCGGAGGUCAUGGUGGGUGAAUUGUUUGGCGACAAGCCCCUCGUAGAUGGCGACGGCGACGUCGGCGCUCCCGCAGCUGCAGCUAUUGCUGUUGACGAAGACGACGCCGAGCUGGGCUUGGAGCGCAGCCCCAUGCGCGAGAUCGUGGAGUUCUGGCAUUCGAAUCUGUCGCCCGAGAUUGAGGUCAAACUAGUUGCUGCAUUGCGGAGGCUCGAGAUGUUGAAGGAGCACGGGGAGUGCAAGAGGGACUUCAUUGCAUCGCAGUUCAGCCUUUCUUUCCUCGUGGAGGACAUGUCCGAGCUUACGCAGCAUUCGGCUGUAAACUUGGUGACCGGCGGCGAGGCGCAGCUAUUGCGGCCUUGUUUCGAGGUGGACGCUGGGGUCGCAUGCGUCAGCAGGACGCCGCUGAAUCGCAAUGCUGGUGCUAAUAGGGGAUGUGUGCAAGACAACAGGGAGUCCACAGGGAUAGGCUUCCGAACGGCUCUCAAGAUCAUCGACGCCCACAGUCCCACGGGCGUUUCGCUCGAGUGCGUGACGGGCGUUGGCGACAACACCGACGGCUACGUUAUAUUCGACGCAAUCUCAGCCUUCUUCGCGUCCAUCUUGUACGCCCUCAAGACCAACGGGCGGCACGCCGUCGACAUCUUGCGCUUCGUCACGGUGGGCCUCGAGAAGCUCGAGGCCGAGGACCCCGUUGUUUUGGUGGAGUUCGUUGACAUCAACCAGUCGAUGCCCGGGCUCAUCGGCUCACUGCUCGACGAAGGCGCCCUGCAGAGCCCCGCGGCCCGGGGUAUCAGGAUCUGCGAGGGGUGCGAGGUCAUGCGGAUGAUCGGCUGGGCGGACACCACGCACCGAGUCCCGGGCGGCGGCUUCGCGCAGGACCAGGCCUUCAUGCUCUUGAACGUGGCUGGCAACGCCUACUGCAUGUACCACGCCAUCCCAUGGAUGAUUGCCUCCUACGCCACCUUCGGCGCGUACUACUCCCUCCAGCCGGAGGGCUCGGACGAGAUGGCCGCGGACGGGGCCUUCGUGAACAGGGCCUUUGGCCCAGGUGGCGGCUCGCCAAUUUUGAGCCUUUCCGUUUCCGAGAGGUUCCCAGACAAGAAUCUCGCGAUGGGGGCCCCAGCCACCGACCGCGAGAUGGCUCGCGCUGGCGUUGGGGAGCCGCCGCCCGCGAUCGCCCUUCCCUCGCUGUUUGCUGGAGAGUCCGCCCCGCCCGCCAAGAAGAAUAAGAAGAGCCGAGCUACGGCGCCAGAGCAGACCGGCAGUGCCAGCACCGGCGGGCCUGUCAAUAUCGCGCGGCAGGGCGAGUUGUCUGGCUUCCGCUGUCCUGGGCCAGGCCUUUCGCUGGCCUUUCGUGAGGGCAUCGUAGACGGCGCCGGCAGCGACCUUGGCGUUGGCGGAGGGUCUACAGUUCAGCAGUGCCCAGACGGUCGGAAGUGCCAGACGUGCCGCCACAAGGAUGAUCAGUGGGACCCUGUUUGCUUGAAGCGCGACAUCAAAGUGCCGAUGUGGUGGGGCAAACCGUUCGACAAGACCACGGGCAAGACUCACGGCGCGUUCUGCGGCUACUGCAUGAAGAUAUACUUCGGGCACAUCAAGCACGCCUUGACGCAGCCCACCAGCUUCUCCGAGUACAGCAAGUUCUUGGGCGUGGACGUUAAGAGGUUGGAACGGCACCAGGGCAUGGUCGACGGGGUCGUCGAGGCCAUGGUGAAGGCCAACCUCUCGGACCCCAGAUCCCACUUCCGCGUGGAUUGGGAGGCGGUGCGGGACAAGGAAGUUGAGAAGGACGUGGAGGCGUUGGCCUGGGACGAGGCAGCUCGAGUCGAGAAGGUCAGCCUCGAGAUCGUCAAGAGGAGGCAGGCCGUUGUCGAGGGCGCGGGGGGGUACCGCCAUCUCCCGAUUGCCGAGUACGAGCAGGAGUUCAAGAAGUUCGAGACCAACGGCAUGGCGGCUCAUGGCCACAAGGAGUGGACUUACAAUGGCGUGCCUGGGUACUACGUCCCCAACAGGACAACAACUUUCAAGUUCGUGACGAUCGACGAGUCCGUCGUCACGACGCAGGCUGGGUCGACGGAGGGUUGCGAGAUCACGAAGGCCCAGCUCGAUCGAAUUUCCUCGGCCUUCUUCACCGAUCUCAUGAGCUUCGUCAACGGCCGCGGCAACUCCGCGGAGCCUGCGAUGCUGCGCGUGAACUUGGGCUCGCAGGGCGACGUGGCGCUGCCCGCGCCGCCGGCCAGCAGCGACUCCGCGCUGCCGGCGGGGGCUUCGCCCGCCGCGAGCCCCCCGCCAAAGGGCCCCCCGCCGGCGGCCGAGCCCGAGCCUGGGUCUGGCAACAAGCGUGGAGCACCCGCCGACGCUGUCGACGGCGCGGCCGAGGAUCUAGAGACGAAGCCGAAGCCCGCCAGGAAGAGCGGCGGGAAGGCCGCUGCCGCAGGACAGGCGUCCACCAGCGCGGGAGCCAAGAAGAAGGCGGGCAAACCUCCGAAGAAGUGGGGCCCCGUCAUCGAGGCCGUGCGCACUAGCUUCGCGAACUCGAGCUCGAACGACCCGAACUUCUGGGGCUCCGAGGCGAAGACCCAGAUCAAGCAGAUGAACGCCUACUCGAAGGACAUCCUCUCGAGGUGCCGCAAAACGACUGACGCUGAGGAGGUUACCACCUUGGAACGAUUGAUGAAAGAGCUCGUCGUUAUGAUUGCUUUCGUUACCGUCGUGAAGGACCACGGGGUAGACUCGGAGCAGUUCAAAGAGGUGCACGACUUGCAGGUUGAGGGCCUUCCGAUGGGCCAGCGGGAUGUGAAUGCCAUCGCGGCCGAGGUGACAUCGAUGGGCUUGGCACCCGUGGUGACGCUGACGCUUCCGACCCACAUCAAGUGGGCGCGGCACAAGAUGGACAUCAGGGACACAGAUGACACCGGCAGGUGGUUCUCCAGGAUCAGCACCCGGGACCUCGCCCAGGUCGGUUUCGGCGGCAGCGCGCUUCAGACCGAGCAGGACAAGCUUGUCUCAGUUCGGCUGGCGGCGGCUUUGAAGCUCAAAUCAAAGAAAGAGAGGCUCGACGCCCUGGGCGACCUCUUCGACAUGGACCGCGAACUGGACCUCGUCGACAACGUCAAGGACUUCUGCGAGGCCCUUACCGUGUUGAUCGCCGCGCCGAGCUUCACGGACGCUUCGGUCUGCGUGGAGGCGUUGUCUGGGGCCUUCGAGGCCAUCGGCAGCCCUGCGAUAUCCAGCCUCGUCUCGUGCGGUGUCCUCACGGGCUUUCCGCAUGGGAAGGAGUGGAUGAAGGAGAUGAAGCUCUACAUGGCUCAGGUGCAGAACUCCAAGGCGGACGUCGAGUCCAUGGCCGCUCUGGGCGAGGCGAUCGCUGCGACGAUUAGAGGCGCUCCGUCCGACGGCGCGGAGCCGGCGGAGUUGAGCGCGAUCGCCGCGCAGGUGGGUUCCUACAUCUCGAAGCGCGCCGCCGUCGUCGACAGGUGCCCCGAGCUAUUCUUGGCCGAGUUGCCCACGACUGAGAGCAUGGGAGCGGAGCGCCUCGGCUGCUGGACGGCGUCCCAGCGCACCGCCUCCGUGGCGCUGACAGAGGCCAGCAAGGUUGCCUUCCCUGGCUCGACGGCCUCGCCUUUCGUGGAGGCUGCGAAGAAGUGCGAGCGCAUCGGCACCUGGCUGACCAGCGUCAACUCUUUCCUGUCGCAGGAGGCGUCAAGCGCCCAGGUCAGCGCCGUCCGGGACAUGCAGCUGGGCUACAACAGGGACGUGGCCCAACCGUUUCCGCUGGAGGUUCAGGAGAGCGAUUCAUUCUUCAGCGAGUGCUUGAGCUCCUUUGUCAAGUCCCCACUGCUCAGGGCUGGCGGCGCCUACAACGCAAAGAUCAUGGGAGUGCUCACGGAGGCAGGCAACGCCAAGCUCGCGCCCAUCCUGUCGGCCAUCUCGCAUUUGUUGAAGUGCUCGACGGAUUCCGCGCACCCUGUGCGCAGCUUCGACCCUGCCUGCAUUGUGAAGGAGGACUUCGCCGCGAUGAAAGCGGCGAUCCCAUCGCCGGACACUUGGGCGGCCGCCACUGCUUGGGCGUCGGGCUUGGGCGACCAGUUGCUGGGGAAUCAAUUGAACGUCAUCCGCAACAUCUUUGCGGUCACUGUCAGCCUGGUCGACGUUUUCGCGAUCGCCGAAGAGAAGUCUGCGCCGUGUAAGGUGCAUGUUGAUUGCGUGCUGCACCUCCGCACGGUCGCGCGCGGCCUGGCUACCGUUUCUGGGUGUUGGUCUCAACCUUCGCCUAACGACGAGAGUCCAUACCACGUCAACGUGCUGCGGGGCCUGAUCGAUUACGCGAGCUUCUCUAGCGCGCUGGCGUACCAGGUGAAGGUCGUCCAGUUGACCAUCAGCAGCACUUGGACGUCGAUGAUCAAGGGUGACGUCGACCGCAUCGCCGCCGGCUGCCCUGUCUGGAGGCCUUUCAAGGCGGAGAUGUGCUCGAAUGCCGCCGUGGUGAAGUCGCUCAUCGAUAACAAGGCUUACAAGCAGCUCGGCGACUGGGCGUCCAGCUUGAAGGAGAAGCUGAACCUGGUCAAGGCUUUGCAGAAGGACAACUUGGGCCCGUUCGUCGCCUGCGACGUGGUCAAGAGCGGGCGGGGGGCCCAGGAGUUGGCCGUGGAGACGGUCUCCAACGCGUUCAUCUUUUUCCACGCGCACGUGGAGUGGCCGAAGUCCAUUCGCAACCCGAUCCCUGCGAAGAAGGCGACGGCGGAGGUCGUCGCGCAGAUCAUCGGCGACCAGUGGGCCUCCGUGGAGGGCAGGCCCGAGGCGCCCGCGGAGGCGGCCCCGCCUGCAGAGGCGCCCGCGGCGGUGCCCGAGCCGCCGGCUGCCGCGCUGGCGGAGGAGGCGGGGGCCGACGUCCCCGGGGUCGAGAAGGGCGCCGGGAAAAGUAAGGCACGGAGCCAGAAUCCGCCGAGCGGCCCGCGCAGGCGCGCCAAGGCAGAGGUGGGGCAACAUGGUCACGAAGGCGCCGGCCUCGGCCACGCCGAGCGGAGGCGGGACCCGGUGCAGCGGCAGGUCAGCGACGACGUGGGCCAGGGGCUCCGCGCGGAGCCCGGCGAGGUGGUCGGGGAGCUGUCGGUUCUCAUCGACCGCCCCAUCCCCGCGGCCUACCGCUGCGCGACCAAGUGCCGCUUCGCGGCGCUCCCGCGCGACACGGCCCAGAAGCUCUUCCAGCUGUGCCCCAGGACGUGGUGCCUGAGGCUGCUCCACCUCGUGGCCGCCCGCACCUCCGGCUGGCUCCACCGCGUGGACGCUGCGCUGGACUGGCUGCCAGUGGAGGGCGGCAGGUGUCUCUACCACCACGGGGACACCAUGCUCGGUUUCUUCGUGGUGCUGUCUGGGCGCCUCGUUGUCCUGGAGGAAGAAGAGGGGCUGCCCCCAGGAGAUGCCGGCCGGUGGCGCGUGAGCAACAUCAUCCAGCGCGGACGCAUCUGCGGCGAGCUCGACUGUUUGCACGACACGCCCUACUCGCAGACGGUGUGGGCGUCGCGCGACACCGAGGUGUGCCGGGUAUCGCCCACUCUGCUGCACCUCAUCGCCAUAGAUUUCCCGAAGGCCAUCCUGCACUUCAGCUCGCUGAUCGGGCCGCGGAGCACUCUGCCGGACGGCCCGGCGCCGCUCAACAAGGUGACGAUUACAGUCGUCCCGGCCAGCGAUGACGUCAACGUCCGCGAGGUGUGUGCAAGCUUGGUCGGCGCGCUCAGCAGGCUGGGCAAGACGCUCCACGUCUCCCCGGACAGCGACCUCGCCACCGCCCCCUCGGGCCGGUCGCGGGCCGCCGCGGCGCGGAGCCUGGACGGCCCGCGGCUCGCGCGGCUGCUGGCGGACAUGGAGGAGCGCUGCAGGUGGCUGGUGUACGAGGCCGAGCCUGUCAAGGGCGGCGUGGCCUCGGAGUGGACGAGGCGUUGCGUUCGGCAGGCCGACCACAUCCUGGUCGCCGCGAACUUCGACGGCAGCAGGCGCCUGCAGGGAGAGGGGGAGGGGUAG